AUGCCCAAGUCAAAGCCUCACCACGAAACGGCUCCGAACGAGAACCCGUACGACGUCCUGGGCGCGGGGAACGAAAAGGAAGAAGAAGGCCAGAAGAGUCAGCAUCAUCCGUCCCGAAAAGGCGAGAUGCGGCAGGACGUCAGCUCGGAUUUCUCAGUAUACCACGCUACCCCUGGACCGGCGAUUCCCAAGGACUUUGACGUCAAGCAGGAGGGCACCAAGGAGGAGAGACGGGCCAAGGCGGCGGAAUGGAACAAAUGA
Scedosporium apiospermum is the source of this 261-nucleotide messenger RNA. RefSeq lists its product as uncharacterized. NCBI's taxonomy places the organism in Eukaryota, Fungi, Ascomycota, Sordariomycetes, Microascales, Microascaceae. The record is from RefSeq and is a predicted model, not a curated record. Bases 1 to 261 code for a protein of 86 amino acids. The transcript has 3 exons.